AUGCGGGCCGAGCUCUGGCUCCUCGUGCUGGUGCUCAGGGAGGCUGCCCGGGGGCUGAGCCCCCAGCCCGGAGCAGGUCAGGAUGCAGGCCGAGGCUCUGGAGGGGCCGUCCAGGGGCCCACCAUGCAGGGCUGGAAUCGGAGAGCCCAAGAGAUCCCUGGCCAGGUGUCGGAGCCAGACAGGACUCAGCUGAGCCAGGACCUGGGUGGGGGCACCCUGGCCAUUGACACACUGCCGGAUAACGAGACCAGGGUGGUGGAGGACAACCACAGCUACUACGUGUCCCGUCUCUAUGGUCCCAGCGAGCCCCGCAGCCGGGAGUUGUGGGUGGACGUGGCCAAGGCCAACCAGAGCCAAGUGAAAGUUCACCGAAUCCUCUCCAACACCCACCGGCAGGCUUCGAGAGUGGUCUUGUCCUUUGAUUUCCCUUUCUACGGGCAUCCUCUGCGACAGAUCACCAUAGCAACUGGAGGCUUCAUCUUCAUGGGUGAUGUGGUCCAUCGGAUGCUCACGGCUACUCAGUAUGUGGCUCCUCUGAUGGCCAACUUCAACCCUGGCUGCUCCGACAACUCCACAGUUGCUUACUUUGACAAUGGGACAGUCUUUGUUGUUCAGUGGGACCACGUCUACCUCCAGGACCGGGAGGACAGGGGCAGCUUCACCUUCCAGGCAGCUCUGCAUCAAGAUGGCCGCAUUGUAUUUGGCUACAAAGAGAUCCCUAUGUCUGUCCUGGAAAUCAGCUCGUCCCAGCACCCCGUCAAAGCAGGCCUGUCAGAUGCCUUCAUGAUUCUCAAUCCAUCCCCGGAAGUACCAGAAUCUCGGCGAAGGACCAUCUUCGAAUACCACCGUGUGGAGCUGGACCCCAGCAAGGUCACCAGCACAUCUGCCGUGGAGUUCACCCCAUUACCAACCUGCCUGCAGCAUCGGAGCUGUGACACCUGCAUGUCCUCAGACCUGAUCUUCAACUGCAGCUGGUGCCAUGUCCUCCAGAGAUGCUCCAGUGGCUUUGACCGCUACCGCCAAGAGUGGCUGUCCUAUGGCUGUGCCCAGGAGGCAGAGGGCAGGACGUGUGAGGACUUCCAGGACGAGGACUCCUUCUCGUCCUCCCCCAACAGCUCCUUCAGCCCCUUUGACGGAGACCUCACCACCACCUCCUCUUCCCUCUUCGUGGACAGCCUCACCACGGAAGAUGACACCAAGUUGAAUCCCUAUGCAGAAGGAGAGGGCCUUCAGAACAACCUGUCCCCCAAGACAAAGGGCCCCCCCUUGCACCUGGGCACCAUCGUGGGCAUCGUGCUGGCCAUCCUCCUCUUGGCGGCCAUCAUCCUGGCCGGGAUCUAUAUCAAUGGCCACCCCACCUCCAACGCUGCGCUCUUCUUCAUCGAGCGGAGACCUCGGAGACCUCGCCGCUGGCCGGCCAUGAAGUUCCGCAGCCACCUUAACCACUCCACCUACACAGAAGUUGAGCCCUCAGGCCACGAGAAAGAGGGCUUCGUGGAGGCCGAACAAUGCUGA
Molecule: messenger RNA, 1515 nt
Organism: Kogia breviceps (pygmy sperm whale)
Lineage: Eukaryota; Metazoa; Chordata; Mammalia; Artiodactyla; Physeteridae
Gene: PLXDC1
Product: plexin domain containing 1
Source: RefSeq, a predicted model, not a curated record